Folsomia candida is the source of this 1280-nucleotide messenger RNA. RefSeq names its product phospholipase A1 VesT1.02. The transcript has 5 exons. NCBI's taxonomy places the organism in Eukaryota, Metazoa, Arthropoda, Collembola, Entomobryomorpha, Isotomidae. The record is from RefSeq and is a predicted model, not a curated record. Gene Ontology annotation, molecular function: lipase activity. Bases 100 to 1155 code for a protein of 351 amino acids.
UGGCAUUUGCUUGAAGUUGCAAUCGAGUAGUAGUGGGCUGAAUCCAGUUUAUUGAAACAAGGGAGAAAAAUUCUUAGAGAAUUUUAAAAACUGACGAAAAUGGGGCUAGAUAAUGUUCCCUCGAGAUUUUUAAAUUUUAUUUUAUUUGCUAUUUUGUGCAGCCUUGCUCAUGGAUUUGAUCUUCCGAUCCUCAAUGAGGAAGAGGACGCUAUUUUGAGUCCAGAUUAUCCACUCUCGAGUAAUCCAGACGAUAUCAAAUUCUACCUAUACCCAAAAAACGCAGAUCCACAAUAUGAGCAAGAACUUGUCUUCAAUAAUCGAAGGAGUGUGAUUAACUCUUCCUUUAACAAUUCUGCCCUAAAAACGGUACUUCUUAUCCAUGGAUUCACUGACAACAGAACAGUUCAUUUGGACAGAGUUGUGCUUCCAGCUUACCUCAACUCGCCAUUGAACUACAACUUCAUCGUGGUUGAUUGGGGUCUUCUUUCCGGAAAUGUACAUUUUGACAAUCUUAUCGAACAAUUUGAAAUUUACAAGACAGUUGUCUCCACAAACAUCCCAAUCGUUGCCAACCGUACGGCCGAGUUCAUUAAAUUCCUUGGCGUGGACCCAUCCACCGUCCACCUAGUGGGGCACAGUUUAGGAGCGCACGUUUCUGGAAAUACGGGCCGCAAUUACCAGAGCUUAACAAAUGGGAAAAAAUUGGCACGAAUUACGGGGCUAGAUCCAGCCGGACCAUUAUUUCUCCUUCCCAGAUUUCCAUUCCCCAAGAUUCACAGGGGAAAUGCAGACUUUGUCGAUGUCAUUCAUACCUGCAUGGGCGAGCUGGGAGACGUCGCCAUGGACGGAGACGUUGAUUUCUUUCCAAAUGGCGGAGUUAAUCAACCAGGCUGCGACUUUUUACAAGGAUUGCCAACGUUGAAUUCAUGCAGUCAUCAAUUCGCUGUAAAACUUUAUGCUGCAUCCAUUACGAGAAAUUUCCCGUCCUGUAAAUGCAUCAACGCAGAUGCAGUAACCGGACUGAUAAGUCCACUCAAAGGGGUAGACCUGCAAGUUUGUUUGGAUAAUUGUCCAACUGAUGUAGUUCAACUUGGCGAAAAUUGUCCACCAACGGCACGAGGCUUCUACUCACUAAGAACGUCUAGCGAUCCAUAAGCGAAUUAUGUAAAGCAAAAUGGAAGAAAAUGUUAUUCUAAAUUCUUAAAAUUCUAUAAAUUUCACGCACAAAUUUGUAAUAUAUUAAUGCCCGUUGAUGACAUAAAAUUGCAUGAAAAAAAUGA